AUGUUGGUACUGGUGAGUCUGGUGUUGAUAAUCGCGGCGCAGAACUGUGUAGUAAGGUGUGAGGCAAGACUCUUCAGCCUCCACCACACCUCCACCUGCUCAAAGAUCACCUUGUGGGCCAUCAAGGCUCUCAGCCAAGAGGGCUCAGAGUGGCUGCCCAGGAAGAAUGGAGGCCGCCUCAUAGUGACCACAUGGCUUCUGGCCUCCUUAGUGUUCAUGUCCUCUUACAGCGGCAUCCUGACGGCCAUGUUGACGGUGCCUCGGGUCACUAUCCCCAUAGACUCCCUGGCUGACUUAGCAUCACAGACUGAUCUUCCCUGGCGCCUAGAGGCUGAUUCAAUGAUGUACUCCUUUUUCGAGGAGUCAGAAGAUGACUUGGGCAAGAAAAUUUUUGAUGGGAGUUCUGGUACCUUCCUGAAUUGCUUUGUGGCGCGGCAAGAAAUCGCAAACGGGCAGUACGCCGGCAUCUGCGACAGCAUUACCAUCAUGAAGGCCAUGUCUUGGGAUUUUAGCACGACUGGCAGGUGUCAUCUGUACAUCUCUCGGGAGAAAGUUUACAGCAACGGGAUUCUCUCUAUCCCCUUCAAGACCAAGUCCAAAUACUUGUCUCAGGCGAACAAGAUCAUAUCGCACCUAAAGGAGACAGGGCAUCUGAACAAGUGGCUGUGGGACCAGAUCGCUCACCACUCAACCUGCCUCAAGUCUCCUGCGGCGGACAUCAGUGAGGGUAUCUCACCUCUUAAUCUUGAGGCCAUGUCGGGGCCGUUCUCGGUUCUGUUAGUCGAAGUUUCUGUUGUCCUCAUCCAUGAUUUGGUAAAUGACGCUCUAAAAUGUUCUAAAUAUCGGUUCUUUGAGAUCCGGUUCUGCGAUCUUUUUGCCGUUGUUGUCUCUAAGGUAGCUGUAUUCGUCUGUGUUGGUUCCCAUGAGAUUUUUAACUUUGGUCUAAAGGGCUUUGGGUUUUUUUAG
This is a messenger RNA of Homarus americanus (American lobster), 966 nucleotides long. Its product is annotated as glutamate receptor-like. The transcript has 6 exons. The coding region runs from base 1 to 966 and encodes 321 amino acids. Gene Ontology annotation, cellular component: membrane. NCBI's taxonomy places the organism in Eukaryota, Metazoa, Arthropoda, Malacostraca, Decapoda, Nephropidae. Gene Ontology annotation, molecular function: ligand-gated monoatomic ion channel activity. The record is from RefSeq and is a predicted model, not a curated record.